UUUUUAUUAUUUGUCUAGUGUAAAGUAAAUUAUACUUUAAAAAUAUAAAUUGAAUCUUUAAAUUUCAUUUAAUUAAUAACAAAAUCUUAAGUUUCAAAUUUAAUCAACUGAAGAUUUUUGCUUUUACAAAAUGCACAUUUUUUGGAUAUUUUGUAUUUUCCUCGGAUUAUUUGUACAAAGUUCAAUUACGUUUGUAAAUGAUUUUGAAUUUAUAGUAUUUAGUCAACAAUGGCUAAAAAGUACGUGCAUUAAAUUGCAAAUACCAACAAAUAAAUGCAAUGUUCCACAACAAGAUUACUGGACCAUACAUGGUGUUUGGCCAAAUCGACAUGGAAAAAUACAACCUUCAAAUUGUAGGCCAGAUUUAGAAUUUAAUUUACAUGAAUUGGAUAAUAUAAGAGAUAAAUUAGAAAUAAAAUGGAGAAGUGCUUUAGAUAAGAUGGGGUAUGAUUUUUGGAAGCAUGAAUGGGAUAAACAUGGAACAUGUUCAAUUCGUUUAAACAGCAUGAAUACAAUAGAAAAAUAUUUUUACAUGGGAUUAAAAUUAAAUAAAAUAUAUGAUAUUCAGUAUAUUCUUGAGAGAUCAAAUAUUAUACCAGGUAGAAGAUAUCCAAUUUCAAAAAUUUUAAAUGCUUUAGAUGAAAAAUUGGGAGUUUUGCCACAAGUCACUUGCAUCAGAGGUGGCAAGGACAAAGAUCAAUUUUUAGAAGAAGUUCGAAUUUGUAUGGACAAGGAAUUCAAAUUAAUUAGUUGCAAAGAACACCUCAAAACGGAAACCAAUUGUAACCGUGUCCAGUUUGUGGAAUAUCCCGAAAGGUUUGGUGAUUAUUAGAUUAUGUCGCAAUAUAAACGAUAUGACGUCUGGUAUUGAUUCAAAACACUUGAGACACUUGUGUAAACUAUUGUAAUGUUUUCUUAAUAAAAUUUAUUGUUAAGUUUAAUAAAUUUAUAUACAAAAAAUACAA
Leptopilina boulardi is the source of this 965-nucleotide messenger RNA. RefSeq names its product ribonuclease Oy-like. Gene Ontology annotation, cellular component: extracellular region. Gene Ontology annotation, biological process: RNA catabolic process. NCBI's taxonomy places the organism in Eukaryota, Metazoa, Arthropoda, Insecta, Hymenoptera, Figitidae. The record is from RefSeq and is a predicted model, not a curated record. The coding region runs from base 131 to 832 and encodes 233 amino acids. Gene Ontology annotation, molecular function: RNA binding; ribonuclease T2 activity. The transcript has 4 exons.